This is a messenger RNA of Parnassius apollo (apollo), 240 nucleotides long. Lineage: Eukaryota; Metazoa; Arthropoda; Insecta; Lepidoptera; Papilionidae. The record is from the annotation of a GenBank genome assembly.
AUGACUAAAAGCCGUGUUGUUGCUAAGAGACCACCCUUAGCUGAAGUUACAAAUAAAAAUAAUACUCUUAAAACAAUCUAUGCACAAGAAAUUGCUUCAACAUCAAGUUAUGUGGAAGAGACAACUACUGCUCAAACAUCCAGCUUGAAGGUGACUAAGCCCAAAAGGACUCAAAUUAGUACAAGAAUUACUGUGUUAAAAAAGAAACUUAAAAGCUUGAAUAUAGCAAAUGAGAAAUAA